CAUUGAUCAACAACCUCUUCUUUCUUCCUCGGUCGAUGCGACCAGUUAUCCUUCCACAUCUCAAAUCGCUCUCGCCAACCCUUUCAACAGGUCAACUCGGCCGAGAUCGACCAUAAUGUUCAACAAUGGCGCGAUCUCCGAUCUCGUCACCGUUCGUCCGACGAGGACAAUCUACGAGCGCAUCCUUGCCAUGGUCAAUAGAGAGACUUUCGAACCAAUGUUGCAGAAACCAGACGUAGGUGAUACAGAGUUGUCUAUUUAUCGAGGAUCUUUUCUAACAACAGCUUGCAGGUAACGCACGAACGAUCAGAGGCUGAUGGCGAAGGCAAUCAAGGCCCGUGGCCCAAAUAUCAGAAAUGCGCGCGAGCACUUUGUUGGGGACUCGGCAGAUCGUGAGGUGGCUCAUGAGGACAAGGUUCCUCACAAAAAAAUCCUUUUCUUCGCUGCCAGAGAGAAGCUUCAGAAGCUGCAGUGCGGGAAUGCAUAGCCAUCCGCCACGAAACCAACACAGCCACCUUCAAGUCAUUGAGAGCCUCACUCAUUGCAAUCAGCCGAGACAGCCAAUACAAGUUGUUGAUAGGAAUAUGGAAGGCCAGGGUGCCAGAAGAGUUGUAUUCAGAUGACUAGGGAGGUAAUAACUAUGGGCAGGAGCCUGGCUUAUAUAGCCCUGGCAUAUGCCCCUCCUUUGUGUUCCAUUUCAUCCAUGCAUGCAGGUUCCGUGCGGUGGAAACCACUGGUCAGUAUAAUCCUGACAACACAAGUCAACGAAAGUAUUGCGCAGAUGGGUACUAGCAAUCAUCAAGAAGGUGGAGGCCAAGUCAAAACCACGUUUUUUCAGAAUCAUCACAACGCAACAACGUCGAGCUCUGUUUGGAGCGAUCUUUGAUCGCCACCCGAUCUGGAUUACAGUACGUCAAAACUCAAGGAGCGCGAGAGUACCGUCGUGGACUUUGGAGCAAUAUCAGUUUUUGUGGUUUGUCAUGCGAAGUAACCUGCUAACCCCCUCAGCUGGGCUUUAGAAACUGAACAGACAUUAAAAUUGCGUCGGUUCUAUCGCAGUAUGUUCAUCGAUAACAUGGAUCACGUCUACCACUACAGAGUAUUUGCGGGGGAUUACAAAAAGGUGGUUUUCAGAUCAUGGAAGCUCUGGGCUAAGCAGGACAAGGUUACCCAGUUGAAUUUGGGCCACGCAUUUAACUUACCCGGUGUUCUCUGCGGUGUGAUGCAGGAGGGGGGGGGGAGAGAGAGAGGAGAUGUGGAGCUAUGCUGAUGACCUGAUGGCUGAGCCAGGCGCGUGGGUUACACCUGCUUAGCAAGUUUGACUUUUCUUCGUGAAUAUUUGAGAGAUUCAUAUUAGCGGGGGUAUUGACAUUUGUUUAUUCAACUAUUCC
This is a messenger RNA of Hymenoscyphus albidus, 1391 nucleotides long. Lineage: Eukaryota; Fungi; Ascomycota; Leotiomycetes; Helotiales; Helotiaceae. The record is from the annotation of a GenBank genome assembly.